Messenger RNA from Xiphias gladius (swordfish), 1508 nucleotides. RefSeq names its product dual specificity protein phosphatase 22-B-like. Lineage: Eukaryota; Metazoa; Chordata; Actinopteri; Istiophoriformes; Xiphiidae. The record is from RefSeq and is a predicted model, not a curated record. Gene Ontology annotation, molecular function: protein tyrosine/serine/threonine phosphatase activity. Gene Ontology annotation, cellular component: cytosol. Gene Ontology annotation, biological process: positive regulation of JNK cascade; protein dephosphorylation; regulation of cell population proliferation. Bases 413 to 994 code for a protein of 193 amino acids. The transcript is spliced from 7 exons.
GGACCUGUUCUCCGCUGCCCUCUGGCCCGCGGCCAUCUUUGUCCGGGUGGUAUGUGCCUAUCCGGGGUCCCAUGACCCGCCCCUGGUCUAAAUAUAAAUAUCCAAGCAGGGUGCAACGUGCUAAGGUCACAUUACAUCAUCCCGAGCAACAUAUUCUCGACGCAGUGGCACUGGGGGCAUGAGCAGCGGGCCCGCCGCAGGCUUCACGAUGUCCUGGCUCACACAAAGAAGUCGCCGGACCUCGUGACUCACUGUCUCCGUGUUGAGAGGGCUUGACGGGACCUAAGUGCUGGAAGAUGCAGCCCGAGCGACUCUGAACUUACUCCCCGGAGCCCAAAUUUUUCUCGACAUACUGCGGCCUGGAGUGGGUCCUAAGCUUAAUGUUGUUUUUUCCCUGAGACCUUUGGCAGACAUGGGUAAUGGAAUAAACAAGGUCCUGCCUGAUCUUUACCUUGGAAACAUCAGAGAUGCACGAGACAGGGAGCUGUUGGCGCAGCACAACAUCACCCACAUCCUGUCAAUCCAUGAUGCAGCUGCACCCGUCCUGGAGGACAUGACGUACCUUUGUAUAUCUGCCGCUGACCACUCAAAGCAAAACCUGACCCAGUACUUCAGGGACAGCAUCAUGUUCAUCCACGAGUCCCGACUGAAGGGGGAAGGCUGCCUCGUUCACUGUGUGGCAGGAGUGUCCCGCAGUGUGACUCUGGUGGUGGCGUACAUCAUGACGGUGACGGGCUGCGGCUGGGUGCGUUCUCUGGCGGCGGUGAGGGCAGCCAGGCCCUGCGCGGGGCCGAACCUGGGCUUCUUGCGGCAGCUGGAGGAGUUUGAAAGCACAAACCUGACAGAAUAUCGAGCCUGGUGGAAGGAUCGGUAUGGAAAUAACCCGUUGAAUGAUGAUGAGGCGAUCGAGGCUCUCUUGACGCGGAAAUCCACCUGCAGCAGCGGUGCCAUGGCGACCGGCGCCGCCCCCGCCGUGGCCACAGGCGGCACCUGAGAUAAAAUGUUCCCCCUGCCAGUCUGGUCUCACCUCAACGGAAGCGGCCGAGGACCGUGGGCCUCUGCUAGGACCAUUAAACGAGUGGACCGGACCAGCUGUUUGACGAAACUCUCUGCAUUUCGUGAUUGAUCACGCGGAGAGAAACAGCAGCAGAAACAGCUGUCUCUUAGAAAAUUCUGUAUCGGUAUAUGUUGAAUCUCAUUUUUGCAGAAUGGCUCGGCAGCCAUGUGAUGGGGGGGAUUUUUUUUUUUUUUUUUAUGGCAUUAUCUCGAGUCCCCUCCGUCAUGUCAUGUCCUUGCCGCUAACUGUCAAAACAACAUGCAAGGGCAGUCAAGCUUGACACCAAGGAAACACAUACAUACAGUCCAGUGUGAAUGCACAUUUGGCAGUGUGCACUCCCCCUGUCAGUUAUGUUAUGCUGUGUCUUUUACUUGAAAUAUGAGUAUUACUUUCUAUAGACAGUGGGAAAGCUGAAGAAUACUGUAUCUUCCAGUAAAACACUUUCAACAGA